AUGCGAUUAGAGGAUUUAAUUGUCAAUAAUUCAUGGAAUAUUGAGGCCAUUAACUGUCUGUUUGGCAACAAUUGGAACUCUCCCAUCCUCUCUCAUGGCAAGAUUUGCUUUGAGGAGGCUAGCCAUUGGAUCUGGUUGCCUGCUUCAUCUAGUACCAACCUUUCUUCUAAAAUUUAUUCAUUUUUGAAUAGUAGCCAUUUGAACUGGACUGAUUGGAAUGGUUGGUCUAAUAUUUGGAAGCUUAAUGUUACUCCCAAAGUCAAAAUGUUUAUUUGGCUCCUGAUCCAUGGUAAGAUCAAAACAUUUGAGUUUCUUUAUAGGAUGAAUCUUGGUCCUCCUAAUUCUUGUAUUUUUUGUGGUCUGGUUUUAGAAUCUACUGAGCAUCUAUUUAGUAAAUGUCAUAUUACUGCCAGAAUUUGGAAACGGGUGGAAUGUUUGGCCAACAUUAAGAUUAAUUUGGUGGAUAUCUUCAACAAUGGUCAGUGGUUAGAUUUCUAUAUUCAUAGUAACUCCAAAUUUCUGGCUUCUAUUAUUGCUGCUACUUGUUGGCAAAUCUGGAAAUGUAGAUGCAACUGUAUCUUCAAGCAGGAUAACCUUGAUAUUAAUAAGGCAACCAAUUUGGCUUUCAUGCAUGUUAAAGAAUUCUCUUUCUCUCCUGCUAACCACAGAAUGCAGAUAUAUGUCAUGCAGAAUAGACCUUCACCUGGCUCUCUGGGGAUCUUCUUAGCAGCGGCAUGGAAUGUUGUUACAGGAUAUGGUCCUAGUCGUUUUGAUGGUGCAUUGGAGCUUGAAUCGCGCGCUCUUCAUUUGGCUCUGUCCCAUUCCAUUAACGCCUUGGUGAGAUGCUCAGACAUUUAUAUCAGUUCUGCUGGACUGUGGAGGAACAUUCACAAUGUGGCGGAGCAUAUCAGCUGGUUGCAACAGGACUUCAUCAUGGAUGUAAAGUUGCUCUUACAACAGCUGGGCCAUCCUCAUAUUGACCUUAUUCCAUAUCAGUGGAACUGCAUCGCCACUGGUUUGGCUGGUCAUGGCCUUCAGUUAACGCAAUUAUCACUCUUUCAUAGGGGCACGGAGAAGCCGAACUGGUUAAUGAAGUCGUUCUCACGAGCCGCCUUUUCUUUCUAA
This is a messenger RNA of Dioscorea cayenensis subsp. rotundata (Guinea yam), 1125 nucleotides long. RefSeq lists its product as uncharacterized. The transcript has 2 exons. The coding region runs from base 1 to 1125 and encodes 374 amino acids. The record is from RefSeq and is a predicted model, not a curated record. Lineage: Eukaryota; Viridiplantae; Streptophyta; Magnoliopsida; Dioscoreales; Dioscoreaceae.